Molecule: messenger RNA, 1694 nt
Organism: Macroventuria anomochaeta
Lineage: Eukaryota; Fungi; Ascomycota; Dothideomycetes; Pleosporales; Didymellaceae
Exons: 2
Coding region: 301-1227 (308 amino acids)
Source: RefSeq, a predicted model, not a curated record
GCAUGGCUUCCACGGAAAGGCAGCGGUACGUGUACAAAACCGCAGAGCCUAACGAGCAGAACUGUUGUCAAGUCGGUGGCAAACAUGUUACCAAGCUUCGGCCUACGUUUGCCCGUAAUAGUUUAAAUCCGCUUGGCAUCUGCAUGAACAGCGGCACAGCAGAAUAAGUAUGCUCGUCUGCCUACUCUUGUCAACCAACUCGAUUACUACCAUCCAAAUUUCAUCCGCCACCAUGGAGCCAAUUUACUCGCGCGAUGAGUGCAUCGCCGCGAUUCGCGACUUCUAUGACUUCUUGGGAAGAUGUUCUUGGAUGUGCCCUCGUCCAUCAUCUACCCACCUCCCGGCGGUUGGCCCAACAUGAUUCCCGAAGUCAUGGAUUGUCUGGGCAAAAACGCAGAAGUCAUAAGUUUGCUGCGUCAUCUGCCAUUCCCUGAUGACCAACCUUACACAGCGCGGCCACACUGUUUGCCUGGCUGCCGGUUCCAGGCCUGGAAGACUUCGGUGGACAAGCUGAAGGAGGAGGAGGCAGAUAGAGAAGAUUUGCUACUUGCAACGGAGAGUAAAGAAUACCAGUUUGGCGGCAAGAUUCCUAAAUAUUGCGUGGAUCUUACACACGCUCUCAAUAUCAGCGAAUACGUAAUGCUGUUGGACAUCAGAACCGGGCUGGUAUAUUGGAUGGGCUGCCCAGAGGAAAUUUUGGAGGCGUGUGAUCCUCAGCCAUCACGUCUGGUGUAUCCUUUGGAGGGCGAAGCAGAGGCGGACAAAGACAGAAGCGUCGUUGUUGCAGAGGGGGAAGAGGAUGAUACCGAAACUUCAGACGACAACAGGGAACACGAAACGCCUCCGACAUCCGACGACGAGAACGACGACGAAGACGAUGAGCCCGAUGAUUCCGAGGACGAUGGUGAGUCGGAAGACGUGGAAUGGGGACCCUGCUGGCCGGUCCGCCACUUCUUCGCCAUGUUGAAGAACCACUUCAUCAAGCUGAACUUCAUUCCCUAUAGUAGUCAGCGCGUCAUUCAAAUCUGGACCGAGCGAUACACUGACCAUGAAAAAAUCCCUGAAGGUGUUCCGGAGUUUCUACAGUCCAUUUAUCACAAACAUGGGUGGCCUAAUCUGGAGGUCUAUCAAAAAGAAGCGUGUUUGGCAGAGCUCAAGGACGCGACGGGAACUGAAGGUACCAAAUACUACAACCUUGAUCAGUACUACCAGAACCGUGAGCACUAAAUGAAGAGUUGGGAAUUGGAGGGACCGAAUAAUGCAGUAUUGGUCAAUAUUAUCCAAAUCGUUAAGCAGACUUGAGCGAUCAGAUAGCCUAACAGCAACAUAUCGGCAGUAGAAGAAGUGCCAACGGAGCUGUUACAUCGCUGAAAUUUAUUCAUUUAAUUCGCCAUUCCUGCAUCUACAUUGCCUGACAUGCGCUGUGAUUGAACCUUUGCGAAGCAUCUUCAGUUCAAACUUCAUUGUAUGGUCUGAGAUCCUGAGGCCGAAGGCAUUCCUCGUGCGGGAUGUUGUGGUAAGGUUGUCAUUUGUUACUGCGUGAGCAGUCGGUCGGAGGCUGUGGUCAAUGAUUGUAUUGCUAUCUGUUGUUGUUCGGUGAUGUUUCUUGUACAGGAGCUCUCCGCUCAGAGGUAAGUGCACUUGCCCACUGGGCAGUGCCUUCUACAAUAGGAUAUCAUGUGACUUCAGCCACG